AUGGCAUCGGCCCGCGAAGAACGCAUUCAACAGCGCCUCCGUGGGGCCCAGAGGCGUCAGGUCAAAGAUGUCGACUUCGGGCUCACUUUUCCAGUUAUGCCAGCUGUGCCAGCCGUGCCAGCCGUGCCAGCUCCAGCGCAACAAACUACACCAUCUCAGCCGAGUCCUCAACCAGAAUUAGCCCCUGGAUUAUCCACCCAAGCAAGCUCUACUGGCCGCUCCUCCAUUGCGAGAGUCACGGAGGAAAACGGUGUGCCAAUCAUACGGAAUAGCGCCAAUGAUGCGAACACAUCUGCCAAGAGGAGGAAACUUGAUACCGAUCAAGCCGCCUCAUCUUCGACGCGAAGUACCAGAUCUUCCUUGCGCGCAUCGAGACCCGAUAUCUACGAUCUACCCGAAGAUGAUGCGAGAGAAUCGCCUGCUGCAAAUAUCAUGAAUCGCCCAGUUGGACAGGACGCAGAUGUUGGACAAGAUGAACCAAAGACAAUUCCUGAAUAUGAAUCCAGGCCUGGUGUUUCCCAAACGCCGCCGUCGCGGCCUGCUCCUGUAAUAGAAGAGGUUACGGAGAGUCCUAAGGAUGCGCCUGGAAGUGGCCAUAGGACGCGUUUAUAUCUCCACGAAGCGACUCUACAAAGCUCACAGUUACUUCAUCAAUUGCAGGAUAUCAACACUACAGAUGCCGAGAGUAUAGAUACCUCGCCAGUACUUCGAAGGAAGCGGAAGAGAGGAGAGACUACCCCAAAACGACUAGUUUCAUCUGACGAACGACCACGGCACAGUAAAGGUGGCCAGCCAGAUAUUGAGGAGCUUGAUGAACUCUCCCCUGAACAAUUGCGUGGUCGAAGCAGAGAGCCGAAGCAAUUGGUGAGAGAGAAGGUCUCUAACGUAGAAGUAGAAGAAGAAGAAGUCGCCAAGGAUUCAACAGAGGAAGCUGAAGAGAUCAGUGAUCAUGAAGCGGCAGCUGCUCUAAAUGAGAAUCGAGGACGGAGAAUUUCGAGAAAUCGUGCAGUUGAGUCUCCUGACUUGGACGAGUCAAGUAUACGAACACCAACCGUCCCGCAAAAGGGACGGGGGAAAGCACGCCGGAUCUCCGAGCCCGCUCAGCAGCGUCAACCGAGAAAAGCCCUACAGCCGAAAGCCAAGGCCAACUCAAAGACUUCCAAGAAGGCGUCCAAGAGUUCUAAACUUCGCAUUGGAAGUCCAAUACCCAUCACAGUUCACCGUUUUACCCGGAGACCACUCUACGAUGACGAGGAGUCAGAUGCUGACAUCCUUAAUUCCGAAAUCCCUUACAUCAAAAGAGGAGGAGUGAACCCCAUCGAUGUUCUCAGCCAAGUCUGUCAUGAAAUCAUCGAUUCUGGCCUUAGUACCCUCGAAGAAGGCAGUAAUAAAUCUAAUGAUUCUGCCUUAAGACGAGAGUACAAGACGAAAUGGCGUGCUGUUGAGGCUUUUGGGAAAGAGUUGCAAGAUCGAUUACUUGAGCACACUAUAAACCUGGAAAAUACAUUUUCUCUCGAAAGACGGGUCCGAGAAGAAUUGAAGAAGAAGCUCACCCUUCGAGAAGACAUCCGGCGUAUACGAGCUGAAAGGGAGCAAAUCGCUCUGCGCAUGGAUGAAAUCCGAAUCAAGCACGAAAAGGAGACAAAAGACGCUCAGGAACGCGACAGCCUCAAUAACACGAUCCAUGACAUCGAGUUAGCAAUCGAGCGCGGGAAAGAACAGCAUCCACAUGACUCCACAGACAGUGCAGUUGAGAUGACUGGCAUGGAACUCCUCCUGAAGCGUGUGGCAGGAGAGGUGAGCAACAAGAGCGACUCUGGUGGCAUGCUGAAGCAGAUCAAGGACUUUAAUGCAUUCCUAGAGCGAGCAGCUUUGGCGCUGGAGACUAGGAAGAGUUAA
Messenger RNA from Amorphotheca resinae ATCC 22711, 1899 nucleotides. RefSeq lists its product as hypothetical. The record is from RefSeq and is a predicted model, not a curated record. Lineage: Eukaryota; Fungi; Ascomycota; Leotiomycetes; Helotiales; Amorphothecaceae. The transcript is spliced from 5 exons. The coding region runs from base 1 to 1899 and encodes 632 amino acids.